Messenger RNA from Rotaria sp. Silwood2, 984 nucleotides. NCBI's taxonomy places the organism in Eukaryota, Metazoa, Rotifera, Eurotatoria, Philodinida, Philodinidae. The record is from the annotation of a GenBank genome assembly.
AUGAAUGAUGCACGAAAUAAGCAUACAGCAUCCGUAUUAAUCGAUGGAAAAGUAUUAGUUACUGGUGGAUUUGGUAUUAGUGGUCGUUUGAAUAGUGCUGAAUGUUACAAUCCGUUAACAGGAAAUUGGACCACAGUUGGAAGUAUGAAUACUGCACGACACAGCCACACAGCAUCCGUAUUAACUGAUGGAAAAGUCUUAGUUACUGGUGGAUUCAAUGGUGAUGCUCUAAGUAGUGCUGAAUUGUAUGAUCCAUCCAUAAAGACUUGGACAACUACUGGUGGUUUGAAUAAUGCACGACAGCUUCACACAGCAUCAAUCUUAGCAAAUGGGAAUGUGUUAGUUGCUGGUGGAGACAGUGGGAAUCCUCUGAAUACUGCUGAGUUGUAUGAUCCAUUAACGGAAACUUGGACAACUACUGGUAUUAUGAAUCAUGUACGAACUGCACAUACAGCAUCUAUCUUAAGAAAUAGAAAAGUGUUAGUUACUGGUGGAUAUGAUGUUAGUGGCGGUGGCUAUUUAAAUAGUGCUGAGUUGUAUGAUCCACUAACAGGAACUUGGACAACUACUGCUAGCAUGAAUAGUGCAAGAUUUUCUCAUACAGCAUCCGUAUUACAAAAUGGACAAGUGUUAGUUACUGGUGGAACUUAUAGUGAUGGUUCUUUAAAUAGUGCUGAGUUGUAUAAUCCAUUGACAGAAACUUGGACAACUACUGGUAGCAUGAGUUAUGCACGAUACAGGCACAAAGCAUCAGUAUUAAUCGAUGGAAAAGUUUUAGUUACGGGUGGAUGGGGGAAUGGUGGUUCUCCUAUUAGUGCUGAGUUAUAUGAUCCAUUAACAGGAGCUUGGACAACUACUAGUAACAUGAAUUAUCCGCGAGAUACGCACGAAAUAUCCUUAUUAACCGAUGGAAAAGUGUUAGUUACUGGUGGCUGGAGUGGUAGUGGCUACACAAACAGUGCUGAAUUAUACAAACUACGGUGA